Molecule: messenger RNA, 2059 nt
Organism: Vitis riparia (riverbank grape)
Lineage: Eukaryota; Viridiplantae; Streptophyta; Magnoliopsida; Vitales; Vitaceae
Product: linamarin synthase 2-like
Exons: 2
Coding region: 368-1816 (482 amino acids)
Molecular function (GO): UDP-glycosyltransferase activity
Source: RefSeq, a predicted model, not a curated record
CUAUCCAAUAUUUGUGGUCAAAUCAUAUCCGUAAGUUGCCGACAGACAACUUGGAACUCGUGAGAAAUAUAUAGCGCCCUUCAUCAAGCCUUCCCAGAAUAGAUUUCCCACAUUUCUAUGUUCAAUUCUAUUUCGAGUCCAUGUUUUCACGGUUUGCAAAAUCUUCAGUUUUAUUCCAUUUGUUAGUACUGAACUUGUGGUUGCAGUGACACAAAAAGUCUGCUUUCUCCUAUAUAUCAUUCUCAAAUUCAGCUAUUAGGGUUGAAGAACCUGUUUUACAAAUUACAAGUACUAUAUAUAAAAGGGAGGUAAGGUUUCUCGGAGGCCUUGGAACUAUUGCAGUUUCGUCCCUGUUGCUUUGCUAAAGAUGGAUCCAAAGAACACAACCAGAAAGCCCCAUAUAGUAUGUGUACCAUUCCCAGCACAAGGGCAUGUGAUUCCCAUGAUGCAACUAGCCAAGCUUCUACACUCGAAAGGCUUCUGCAUCACCUUUGUCAACACCGAGUUCAAUCAUAGGCGCUUGGUUCGGAGCAAAGGAGAGGACUGGGCUAAGGGCUUUGAUGAUUUCUGGUUCGAAACAAUAUCAGAUGGAUUGCCACCGUCCAAUCCUGAUGCCACCCAAAAUCCCACUAUGCUCUGUUACCACGUUCCAAAGCACUGUUUGGCUCCGUUUCGACAUCUGUUAGCUAAGCUGAAUUCAUCGCCAGAAGUGCCUCCAGUUACAUGCAUAAUUGCAGAUGGGAUUAUGAGUUUUGCGUUGAAGGCUGCGGAAGAGCUGGGUAUACCUGAGGUUCAGUUCUGGACUGCCUCAGCUUGUGGCUUCAUGGCAUAUCUGCAUCACGCUGAACUCAUUCAGAGAGGCAUUUUCCCAUUCAAAGAUGAAAACUUCAUGAGCGAUGGCACUCUUGACACACGUGUAGAUUGGAUACCAGGCAUGAGAAACAUUAGGCUGAAAGACCUCCCAAGCUUCAUUAGAACCACAGACCCAAAUCAUAUCAUGUUCCAUUUUGCGCGUACGGAAACACAAAAUUGCUUAAAAGCCUCAGCAAUCAUCUUCAACACUUUCGACGCCUUUGAACAUGAAGUGUUAGAAGCAAUCGCCUCCAAGUUCCCUCACAUUUACACCAUAGGCCCGCUUUCGUUGCUCAGCUCCUUCAUGCCCAAAAGCCAAUUGACUUCGUUUAGGCCCAACUUGUGGGCGGACGAUUCGGCAUGCCUUGAAUGGCUUGAUCAAAGAGCACCCAACUCAGUUAUUUAUGCGAAUUACGGGAGCGUGACGGUGAUGUCUGAUCAGCACUUGAAGGAGUUUGCAUGGGGGCUUGCAAACAGCCACUACUCAUUUCUAUGGAUUGUUCGACCCGAUGUCGUAAUGGGGGAUUCCGCAGUUUUGCCUGAAGAAUUUCUCGAGGAGACUAAGGGUAGAGGAUUGCUAGCGAGUUGGUGUCCACAAGAACAAGUGCUCUCUCACCCAUCCGUGGCUGUUUUUCUGACACAUUGCGGGUGGAAUUCCAUGAUGGAAACUAUAUGUGCAGGUGUACCUGUGAUUUGUUGGCCAUUCUUUGCAGAGCAACAAACAAAUUGUCGAUAUGCAUGUACAGAGUGGGGGAUUGGUAUGGAAGUUAAUCAUGAUGUAGAGCGCCAUGACAUUGAAGCCCUUGUUAAGGAAAUGAUGGAAGGGGAAAGGGGGAAGGAAAUGAAGAAAAAUGCCAUGGAAUGGAAGAAGAAAGCAGAAGAAGCUACUGGUGUUGGUAGUUCACAUUGCAAUAACUUCGACAGAUUUAUCAAGAGGCUAUCCACCAUGGAUGCUAAAAAAUAAACCAAGUGGCGGCAAGGCAACAUAGCAGCAGUUUGAAGUCACAAGUCACAGCCAUCUUUGCCAUUAUCUACAUAUCUGUUGAUUUUAUGAACAAUUAGUAGAAUUAAAAUGAAGUUUCCCAUCUUUUUCAUUUUGCUUACAGAAUAAUUGCCCUUCUGCAAAAAGACCCCAUUGUUAGUUUUUUAAUGUCGCCCACGUGGCAUAUUUUGUUAUUAAUUCUCUUUUAUUUAUUUUAAAAGAUAA